UCGGAUAUUGCCAUGAAUGGACGUAGUGCAAUAUGAAGAUAGCUCGAGUUGUCGUCGCAUUGUUCGCGAUUUUCCUGUGCACGCGCUCAACACAAUCGGAAAAUAUUCUAGGAAUAUUCUGGUAUACUUUUAGUACCCCCUACAAAGUGGUUAAACCGUAUAUUCAAGCCCUAGUAAACAAAGGACAUAAUGUAACUAUCAUCUCAUCGGUAGAUUUACUACCAGACAUCGAGAACGUGCGCCACAUUCGUGUUGCAGCUAUAGAUCAAGUUAGAGAACUUGUAUUGACUUUUGAUUAUACAGAGUGGUCAGCCAGCAAAUGGAAGGAAUCUUUAAUUGCCUCCAGCUUUCAUUAUAACAUGUCACACGGCAUUCUCAGCGACUCAGGAGUGCAAUCGCUGCUAAAAGAUAAAUCCGAGCACUUCGACAUGAUCGUUUUGGAGCCAACGUACUCAGAUGCGCUUAUUGGAUUUGCAGAGCAUUUUAAUGCCUCCCUCGUUGGUUUGUCGACGUUUGGUUCCUCUUGGUUGACUGAUCAUCUAGCUGGAAACUCGGCCCCAAGUAUCUACAGACCCAUACAGCCAAUGGGCUAUUCUCAUGGUGAUUCGCUGUUGGAUAAAUGGAACAAUUGGAUUUACAUAUCCGAGGAGUGGAUGAUCGACAGAUUGGUUAUUUUACCUGGACAACUGGAACUGUUCACUCGAUACUUUCAACUGCCAAGGUCACGUUUACUAGAGCGUCGUACAUCUUACUCGCUGAUGAUGAUCAAUCAGCACUUUAGCCUCGGUCGGGUUCGGUCCAAUGUGCCCAAUGUUAUCGAGGUGGCGGGAAUGCAUAUGGCAGAACCCAGUGAACCGCUCGAGCCAGAGUUGCUGGAGUUUAUGAAUGGGGCGGAGCACGGAGUCAUUUACUUUUCCAUGGGGAUGGAGAUUAUGAACAGAUGGCUCCCUAAGAACAUGGAACAAAAGAUGCUGCAGACCUUUGCACAGCUGAAGCAGCGAGUCGUGUGGAAGCACGAAGAGCACACGAUGCUCAAUAAGUCGGAUAACAUCUAUUUAAGUCCCAUGGCAUCACAGCGUCAGCUCCUGGAGCACCCGAACAUGAAGUUGUUCAUUACACAUGGCGGUCUGUUAAGCACUAUCGAGGCAAUAUACUCGGGAGUGCCGAUGUUGGGCUUGCCUAUCUAUUUCGAUCAGUUCGAUAAUGUGGAGCGCGUGCUGCAGAUGGGUUUAGCUCGUAAACUGGAUAUCAAUACUCUCGCAGAGGAGCACCUGAUGAAUAACAUCAAGGAACUGCUCCAAAAUCCCAUCUAUGCUCUAAAGGCAAAGGAGACGUCCAGGCGAUUUCGCGAUCAGCCAACAAGUCCCAUCGAGACUGCUAUCUGGUGGACAGAAUACGUACUAAGGCACAAGGGAGCUCCUCACAUGCGAAUGACGGAUCAGGACAUGGCAUUUGUGCCCUACUAUAAACUCAACAUAUUCUCGAUACUCUGUGGUCGUAUUGCGUUUUCUGCAAUCCUUGUUCUCCUCAUCUGCGUGAUUGUUGUUAAUUUUAUGUUAAAGAAGUUUCUGAGAAUCGUUGAAGAGCUUUCCAUGUUUUACACAACUAUUUGAAGAAAAGGAGAGGGAGGUAAUCGUUAGUCAUACAAGUAAUGUGAUAGUUCACAACUGUAAUUUUUACUAAUCCGAUAUCCAUGCCCAGUAAAAAUCGUAAUCUCAUUUAGACAUUAAAAACUUCUUUAAGUAUAGUGGAUACCAAAAAUCUAGUUUAAAUUAUGUUUGCUAUUCGACUCCUCUUAUCUUUUACGUAAGUAUGUUUACUGUUGACAGAAAAUUUCAAUGCAUUUCUAGCAGGAAUAAAACUACAUACAUAUAUGCAAAUACAUAAGCCAAAGUUAUAAUUUAUAACUGAAAUAAAACCAUUAUUCACUUCCUUAUGAACGGGUC
Drosophila nasuta is the source of this 1946-nucleotide messenger RNA. Its product is annotated as UDP-glycosyltransferase UGT4-like. Gene Ontology annotation, molecular function: UDP-glycosyltransferase activity. The record is from RefSeq and is a predicted model, not a curated record. Lineage: Eukaryota; Metazoa; Arthropoda; Insecta; Diptera; Drosophilidae. Bases 33 to 1613 code for a protein of 526 amino acids. The transcript has 2 exons.